Gongylonema pulchrum is the source of this 453-nucleotide messenger RNA. Lineage: Eukaryota; Metazoa; Nematoda; Chromadorea; Rhabditida; Gongylonematidae. The record is from the annotation of a GenBank genome assembly.
AUGAUGCUACGAAUAACUAACGUGCUAAGCGUAUCACUAAUAACAAUGACGUACGGACAAAUGGGUGGCUCACCGGAACCAGGUGAUCCAACAAAUCAAGAGUUGGCACUUCUGGACUGGACUUCGGGAAUCCGUGUCAAUUACUGCACUGAUGCACCUAUCGAUCUUCUUGUGGAGCCUUUCAAGAAAGCUCUCACUGAAUCGCUGAACAAAUACUGCCGGAAUGCAACUGCUUGCCGACUUCACAAAUCAGCACUAUUCACACGAGAUCAUAUUGUUUUGCUGGACGGAUAUCCCAGGCGUGAUUAUGGUGCUGUGCAAUUUCGGUUCGUUGUGGUCUUGCCACCGGAUGCAGUGCCAAUGGAUCGUCACCUCAGGCAACCGCUUCUUACAAGAAAUAUCCUCUCCGGUAAUUUCCUUUUAAAAGUUGAUUUUUUUAAAGUUUUUUUUUGA